AUGAACCUCAUCUCUCAAGUUGAACAUAUCCUUCAGCUAUCCACACAGCAUGCCUUUCAAUCCGCUCACCCAGACGGCCACUGGUGCGGAGAACUUAAAUCCAACGUCUCCAUCACCGCCGAAUAUAUCUUUCUGCGAUACGCUCUAAACCUCGAUCUAUCGGACGGACCAGCUUAUUGUCAUCAUAUCCUCUCUGAACAGAACGACGAUGGCUCUUGGAGUCUUGCACCCGAGUAUCCAGGUGAUGUAUCCAUCACGACGGAAGCGUAUCUGGCCUUGAAGAUCCUGGGGUUUAAUACCGAUAUCCCAGCGAUGAAAAGGGCGAGAGCAUUUGUGCUGGGUGCAGGUGGUGUCGCGCAUGUUCGUGUCUUCACGCGUAUCUUCCUUGCGACAUUUGGUUUGUUUCCGUGGGAUGCUGUGCCUCAGUUGCCGGUGGAGCUGAUUUUGCUGCCGUCGAUUUGUCCGAUAAACAUCUACAAGUUUGCCUCGUGGGCAAGAGGAACUAUUGCGCCUUUGCUGAUCAUCUGCCACCAUCAGCCUGUGUAUGCGCUUCCGAAUGGUCAAUCUGCUCAGAAUGACUAUCUGGAUGAGUUAUGGCUGGAUUCCGCCAGCAAGAAUGUCGCCUAUGGCCCUUCCCUCAGUCAGCUGCUGGCAAAAGGCGACAUGACUGGCCUCGCAUUCAGCAUCGUUGACAAACUGCUGUAUGCACUCAACGGCCUCCGUUCUACCCCUUUCCUCCGCUCCUACGCCAGAAAGAAAUGCAUGCAGUGGAUUCUGGAUCGCCAGGAGCCAACAGGCGAUUGGGCGGGUAUAUUUCCCCCCAUGCAUGGUAGUGUGUAUGCAUUCAUCCUGGAGGGAUACCAGUUACAUGACGACCCCGUGCGUUUGGGCAUACAGGCCCUGGAAGGCUUUGCCUGGGAGGACGAUCACGGAAAGAGAAUUCAGGCGUGUGUUUCACCCGUGUGGGACACGGCGUUGAUGUCGAUUGCCCUGUGCGAUGCAUCACCGGAUGACAAUCAUCAGCAGCUCGACAAGGCAAUUGCAUGGAUCAGACAUCGCCAGUUAUUAGAGCCUCGCGGCGACUGGCGCGUUUACAGACCGCAGCUCAUACCUGGGGGCUUUAGCUUCGAGUACGCGAACAGUUGGUACCCCGAUGUGGAUGAUACAGCGGCAAUCAUCCUCGCGCAGGUGAAGCAUGACGGACGCUGUAUCUUGUCAGAUUCAGUAAUCGCAGCAGCGACAUGGAUUAUUGGCAUGCAGAACCCGAACGGGGGAUGGGCUGCGUUCGAUGUGGAGAAUGACAAGCUGUUUCUCAAUAAAAUCCCCUUUAGCGACAUGGAUAGUUUGUGUGAUACUUCCUGUCCUGAUAUCACCGGGCGCAUCCUGGAGGCCUUUGGGUUGAUGUUGAGCAAAAGCAAUAGCGGUGAUUCUCAGAAGAUCACUUCACCUCAUCCGAUCUUUCCCGCCCUUCGUGCUGCGUGCGCCCGUGGCAUCGAAUACCUUACUGUCGUACAAGAGGCCAACGGGGCCUGGUUUGGCCGUUGGGGAUGUAACUACAUCUAUGGCACUAGUCAUGCGUUGUGCGGUCUGGCCUAUUUUGCUGAGGACAGAAAGGUGUGCAGGCUGGUACAACCAGCUCUGCAGUGGCUCAAGGAAACCCAGAAUGCCGAGGGUGGAUGGGGCGAGCCCUUGCUGUCAUACCGAGAUCCCGACAUACAAGGAUCAGCACCAACAGCGUCACAGACUGCGUGGGCGGUGAUGGGAUUGUUGGCCCAUCUUCCCCUCACUGAUGUGGCGAUUGAACGCGACAGGAUCAUCCCAUUAAGAUACUGGGAUGAUCUCGAUUAUCUCCGCAAUAUGUGCCAUGAUUUUACCUUCCGAUUUGAUGAUGUUCUGGACCCGUCGAAACUCGAGGCCGCAUUGGCUCGGUUGAUGGAGAUUGGUGAUUGGGGACAAAUGGGGGCGAGGUUGCGAUUGAAUGAUAGUAACCACCUCGAAUACCACAUCCCAGCACAAUACGACAGCACCCGCCCUGCCUUCAACUUCACGACCACAAAGUAUGACAUGAGCAUCACCGAACACCCGAUCGGCUCGCGCCUCCCCAAAGCAGGACAAGACCAGUCAUUCUUAUCGCCACCUUCUGCGUUUUUCGCGCCCAUCGUCCGGCACCCAGAUAGUCCCAAGGAAUUGGCGGAUUGGAUCUAUACGGACCGUCCACAGCUUCAUAUCCACGUUUCUGUUUUUCAGGAUGCUACUCUUCUUACGACGAGUUAUUUGCAUACGCUUUCUGAUGCGAUUUCACGAACGAUAUUUUUCAGAGCUUGGAUUGCUGUCCUCCGGGGGUGUGAAGAGGAGAUACCGCCAUUUUAUCCGUUCGAUCGUGAUCCGCUGUGCACAGUCGGUAGGGAAGCCAAGGCAGAGAAUUAUAGUAAUUAUAGCCGACUUGUGACCGGACUUGGUCUGAUAGUUUUCGGGAUAAGGUACUUGUUUGAAUUGCUCUGGUUUCGAGAAGAAGAUGAACAUCCCAUUCGUGUGCCAGGGCGAAGUGUGGAAAGAAUGAAAGAGAUGACACGAAAGGAACUAGCUGCUGUUGCCUCGAAUGACACUGGGGAGCCUCCCUUUGUGAGCGAGGGUGAUGUUGUCACGGCGUGGUGGGUGAAAACGAUGAUUACCGCACUGCAGCCCGCCCCAGAUCGAACCAUCAUGCUGAUGAACGUCUUCAACACUUGGAAUAUUUUCGACGACCGGUUCCCUUUCAACGGAGCGGGACUCAUCGGAAAUUCUUUUUUUUAUUCCUACACGCUUCUUGUCGCAAACCAGAUUCUCCAAGACGAAAGCCUGGGAUAUGUGGCGUCCACGAACCGGAAGGCCCUCAUGGAACACCGAACCAAAGACCAAGUUCAGGCCAUGGCCGCCAUCCAGCGAAAUUCUUUUAUGAGGGUAGCUCCCGUCGUCGGGGACCCGAACCUGCUCUUCAUGGCGUGUACAAAUCAGCACAAAGCCAGGUACUUUGAGACAGACUUUUCAGCGGCGGUGGUAGCCACUGGUGUGCCUCUGAGUGAGAGGCCACACGCUCUAGGAAGGCCAUCCUUUAUCAAUGACAUUGAGCAUUGUAAAGGGUAUCCGACCAGGAAUGUGGUGAGGAUUAUUGGCAAGGAUGCCGCUGGCGAUUAUUGGAUGUUGUUCAAGACUCGAGCUGGGGCCUGGCCGGCCAUCCAUAGACAGUUGAUGGCGUUGUAUGGGACCGAGAUGUGA
This is a messenger RNA of Aspergillus wentii DTO 134E9, 3255 nucleotides long. RefSeq names its product terpene cyclase/mutase family protein. Gene Ontology annotation, cellular component: lipid droplet. Bases 1 to 3255 code for a protein of 1084 amino acids. Lineage: Eukaryota; Fungi; Ascomycota; Eurotiomycetes; Eurotiales; Aspergillaceae. Gene Ontology annotation, biological process: triterpenoid biosynthetic process. The transcript has 3 exons. Gene Ontology annotation, molecular function: intramolecular transferase activity. The record is from RefSeq and is a predicted model, not a curated record.